AUGCAAAUAUCCGAAAAGGAUCAUCUUGAAUGUCCUACCGUGACCGGAGCUGGAGGGCUGUCGACCGAUGGCGCCAUGACGGCAGGCAAAGCAUUGAAUUGGAAGAUGACGAUUGGCAUGGCCUUAUCGCUUAGUCUCGAACAGGUUGUGGACCGUGAUACUCCUGUCAAGAGCGGUAAUAUGGCUGUUCUGACCGCGUGGCAAAGAACUUCUACAAGACGGGAGAGCCCCAAGUCGCGUGGUCUCAUUCGCUUGGGAUUUUCCCGGCCAAAUUGGCAGCUGCGACCACGACCUCAAGCUUACGAUCUGCCGAAGAUUGCUCUCAGACAUCGCAUUCUGCCAAUACAGACACUUCGCCAAUAUGGCAAAAUACCUACCCACCGCUCCUCGCCACAUCGUAGCAAUCGAAAACAACCAUAUGAUAUUCUCCCGCACUGCAUAAUUAACAAGGAUCAUCGACAGGCCUGCAGACGCAGCUAUUCGGGAGCCUCUCCGCUCUUUGUCUUGACCGUUUUCUGCCUCGGCACCUACGACGGAUCUGGCUCAAAUUCAACAACCAGACCAAUCCUGGCGGAUGGCCCUUCCCUUCGCGUCCUCGCGACACUUUGA
This is a messenger RNA of Aureobasidium subglaciale EXF-2481, 609 nucleotides long. RefSeq lists its product as uncharacterized. The record is from RefSeq and is a predicted model, not a curated record. NCBI's taxonomy places the organism in Eukaryota, Fungi, Ascomycota, Dothideomycetes, Dothideales, Saccotheciaceae. The transcript has a single exon. The coding region runs from base 1 to 609 and encodes 202 amino acids.